Molecule: messenger RNA, 1422 nt
Organism: Cotesia congregata
Lineage: Eukaryota; Metazoa; Arthropoda; Insecta; Hymenoptera; Braconidae
Source: the annotation of a GenBank genome assembly
AUGAUAAUCAAGCUUCAACGUCAGAAUUUCGCUAAAUUCGUUGCGUUGAUUAUCAUAUGCAUCAAUUUAAUUGAAGGCCAGACAAGUAAAGACUCUCGGUCGCUUUGCGCUGAGUUCGAGGAAAAGUGCUAUUUUGAUCGACGGUGUUGUAACCCAGAUUAUGUGUGCAAGCCAAUGAAAAGGGGAUCAAAUGUUCUUGAAAAAAGAUGUCUCAAACCAGAAUGCUAUUCAAUACUGCGAAAAAGGCUGUUGGGAGAUGCCUGCGAAUCAUCUUUUGACUGUCAUAAUGUAGUCUUUACAAUGUGUACAAAAGAAAAUAAGUGCGAGUGUCAAUCACAUUUCAUCGCAGUUAACAAUUCAAGAUGCAUGUCACCGUUGAACGAAUUUUGUCUGAGCGAUAGUGAUUGUUUAACUGACAAUUCUACGUGCAAUGAUUCUCAAUGUAAAUGCAAAUUCGAUUUUCGACCAACAUUAUCUAACAAAUGUGAACCAAAGAAGUUGUUGAAAUUUUGUAGAAAUAAUGAGGACUGUGCUGAUAUAAUCCAUGCAAAAUGUUCUAUAGACAACGAAUGUGUGUGUAGAGAAAAUAAUGUUGCAGUAAAUGAUUCAGUUUGCUUACCAGCAAUGAAUUCAUUCUGUUGGAACAAUGAACCAUGUGCAGUCGAAAACUCUGAUUGCAUUGAUAAAAUGCCGUGUAAACAUGACAUAGAUUGCGUUGACAUGAAAAAUUCAGAAUGUUAUAUGAAAAAGUUUUGUCACUGCACAGAAAAUUCUAUAAAAUUGAACGAGACAUUUUGUGCACCACUUUUGGGCGGCUAUUGCUCUAAUGAUCGACAAUGUGUACCCGAUAAUUCUCUUUGUGUUGAUAAUUUGUGUCAAUGCAAAACAAAUUUCGCUCCUAUCGCUCAUUAUAACUCCGUUAAUAAUUAUCAAACCAUGCUCUUGUUAUCAGUUCCUUUAGGACGGUACUGUAGAGCUGAUUCCGAAUGUAUAGAUAAGAAACACAGAGAAUGCUCUCGUGAUAAUAAGUGCGUUUGUAAACCCAAUCACAUAUCUGUGAACGAAUCAACAUGCCUACCAGUUCUUGAUGGAUUCUGUAUUACUGACGAUGACUGUCAGCCUGAGAAUUCAUUUUGUUCCAACUAUUAUUGCCGAUGUAAACCCGAUUUUUUGGCUAUAUCUGGCGACCUAUGUGUAUUAAACGAUUUAGCCAUCACUUGCAAUUAUCUUAACGAUUGUAAUAGCUUUGGAGAUUAUGCAAUAUGUUCAUCGAAAAAUCAAUGUGAAUGCAUGCCUAAUACCAAACUAUACCAUGAUGUUUGCUUGGCAAUUAUCGAUGGAAGUUGUAAGAGCAAUAAAGAUUGUAUCGUUCAACAUUCUAAAUGUACCAAUGGCAAAUGUAUCCCCCCAGUGCUGGAAUGA